Messenger RNA from Camellia sinensis, 2679 nucleotides. RefSeq names its product serine/threonine-protein kinase BSK7. The record is from RefSeq and is a predicted model, not a curated record. Gene Ontology annotation, molecular function: protein kinase activity; ATP binding; protein binding. Gene Ontology annotation, biological process: brassinosteroid mediated signaling pathway; protein phosphorylation. NCBI's taxonomy places the organism in Eukaryota, Viridiplantae, Streptophyta, Magnoliopsida, Ericales, Theaceae.
UUUUUCAAAAGCUUAGUUGUGUGGCCAAUGGUUGUGCAAUUGAUUAUGGUGGCGAAAAAAUUAUAGAAAAAAAGGGUUUUUAUGUCGGUGGAAAAUUGGAAAACACGGAGAGAGAGAGAGAGAGAGCAAUUUGAUUUGAUUUGAUUUGGGGCGCGCACACACUGAGAAGAAGAAGAAGAUCUAUAACGCCUAUCUGUAUAUUUCUACUUUUUUGUAUAUCCGAAUCUCAUCAUCAUUCUCUAUAGCUCUCAUUCGAUCUUGAUUAUUCUCUUUUUUUGGCUCAAAACCCACUUUCCAUAAAUAACAUAAAGAUACUUCCUUGAAUCUGCUUACACAUAUAAUACGUAUAUUUACCUGCAUAUAUACUCUUAAGAGACUCGUUUUCCGUGCUUUCAAUCGAAUCAAGCUCGGAAAAAGCUUAUUGGGUUCUGUGUAUCUGUUGUGUUAUUGCUUGCUGUGAUUGAGCUUUGAUUUGAUUGGUUCUGAACCUCGUUGACUCGGUAAAAGGAGCUUUUGGAGUUUCAGAGAACCCACUUCGGGAUUGGAAACCCUUUUGAUCUUUGUGUUCUGGGUUGGCUCAGAUUUGCGUUUUUGAAUGGAGCACAAUUGGAUUUGUGUGUGAAACUGGAUUGCUUGUUAAUGAGCUGCUUUCUACCCUGGUGAUACACUUCAAGUCUCGUUGGUGGUUUUUUAACCAAAUUCUGGUAUUGGGAUGGGUUGUCAGUGCUCUAAACUCACUGCAUGUUGUUGGGUUUCAGAACAAAAUGGCCCCGUUCAUGAGGCACCUAAAGCUGCAGAAAAUGAGAAGAGUGAAGCUGAUGAUUUGCCCACAUUUCGCGAAUACACCAUUGAACAACUUAGAAUGGCUACAUCUGGAUUUGCAGUUGAGAACAUAGUUUCUGAACAUGGGGAAAAGGCUCCAAAUGUUGUUUAUAAAGGGAAGGUGGAGAAUCAAAGGCGGAUUGCUGUUAAACGCUUUAAUAGAUCUGCUUGGCCUGAUGCCCGACAGUUCUUGGAAGAAGCAAGAUCUGUUGGUCAACUCAGGAACCAUAGAUUAGUAAAUCUACUUGGUUGUUGUUGCGAAGGUGAUGAGAGGUUACUUGUUGCUGAAUUUAUGCCCCAUGAGACACUUGCAAAACACCUAUUUCAUUGGGAAACACAGCCUAUGAAGUGGGCAAUGCGUUUAAGGGUAGCUUUAUGUCUUGCACAAGCUCUAGAAUACUGUACAAGCAAAGGACGUGCCCUUUAUCAUGAUCUUAAUGCUUACCGAAUAGUCUUUGAUGAUGAUGGUAAUCCUAGACUGUCAUGCUUUGGUUUAAUGAAGAAUAGUAGAGAUGGAAAAAGUUAUAGCACGAAUCUGGCAUUCACUCCUCCAGAGUACCUGAGGACUGGAAGAGUAACUCCAGAAAGUGUGAUUUAUAGCUUUGGUACCCUUUUGCUUGAUCUUCUCAGUGGAAAGCACAUUCCUCCAAGCCAUGCUCUUGACCUUAUACGGGACAGGAAUAUUCAGACGUUAACGGAUUCUUGCUUGGAAGGUCAAUUCUCCAAUGAUGAAGGGACUGAAUUGGUUCGUUUAGCUUCAAGAUGCUUGCAAUUUGAGCCAAGAGAGCGGCCAAAUCCAAAAUCAUUAGUAGCUGCUUUGAUUCCUCUUCAGAAGGAAACUGAGGUUCCUUCUCAUGUAUUGAUGGGUAUACCGUAUGGUUCUGCAGCUUUGUCCCUAUCCCCACUUGGUGAAGCUUGCGUAAGAAUGGAUUUGACUGCCAUACAUGAGAUCUUAGAGAAGAUUGGGUAUAAAGAUGAUGAGGGAGCAGCAACUGAGCUUUCAUUCCAGAUGUGGACGAACCAGAUGCAGGAGACACUGAACUCAAAGAAAAAGGGUGAUGUUGCUUUCCGGCAUAAAGAUUUCAGAGCUGCAGUUGAAUGCUACACGCAGUUUAUAGAAGUUGGGACCAUGGUCUCCCCAACAGUUUUUGCUCGAUGUAGCCUGUCACAUCUCAUGAGUGACAUGCCGCAAGAAGCCCUUGACGAUGCAGUGCAAGCGCAAGUAAUAUCCCCUGUUUGGCACAUUGCAUCAUAUCUACAAGCUGCCAGUCUUUUUGCUUUAAGAAGAGAUAACGAGGCACAAAUUGCACUCAAAGAGGGUUCAAUACUCGAAGAAAAGAGGAACGCGACUUCCUGACAAUGGAAAAGAGGUGGUCCAUCCUCAACCUCUUUUCAUCAUGCAUCAAACACAAGUUUCUUGGUUUUCAGGCAAAACACAAGCCCUACUACAACCUCAAAAGAAAACACAGGUUUUAACGAACACGAAUAGCUUCUCUGUACUCUGCGUGCAUGACUGGUUAGUUUUGUUGUCGUGUUGAAUCAUUCUUUUGCAACAUUAUUGGAUAGGUUGGUUUGGUCAGUUUAUUGGGGCUGCGGGAUGCGUCCGUUUGUGUUUAUGACAAUUCUGUCCCUGCUAACAGGUAGCUGACCUUUUUUCCAAUAACACGAACUUUGGGAAUAAUUCUCGGAUACUAUUGGAUCAGAUUAUGUUCAUAAAGGAGUCAACCGUUAGGUUUAUAUGAGUAGGUUGUGUAGAAGUGAUUGUUGCUAUGCUGUAAUUUAUGUACAGUACUUUUGUGGCUUUCUGCUGAUGUCAAAUUGAUGCUUUUAUAUGUCAUUGCCUUCUUUUUUUGCUUU